Sitophilus oryzae (rice weevil) is the source of this 1494-nucleotide messenger RNA. RefSeq lists its product as uncharacterized. NCBI's taxonomy places the organism in Eukaryota, Metazoa, Arthropoda, Insecta, Coleoptera, Curculionidae. The coding region runs from base 1 to 1494 and encodes 497 amino acids. The record is from RefSeq and is a predicted model, not a curated record. Gene Ontology annotation, molecular function: nucleotide binding; nucleic acid binding. The transcript has a single exon.
AUGAAGGGUGUUUUCCCCAUAUUCGUACGUGCAGAUUCUUUUUCCAAAUUAGACGAUACCAAGCUUCCACCCAUUGAUGGUUUCUAUAACGAGCUUAGAAAAGAAGCCAUCAAACAAGGAGAUUACGAGCGUGCAUUGAACGUAUGGAAUUUAUUUAAAUGUCAAACUUUAGGCGAAUAUUCAGAUAUAUAUUUAAAAUCCGACGUACUAUUAUUAACUGAUGUUUUUGAGAAUUUUAGAGAGGUGUGUCUACAAACAUACGGUCUAGAUCCUUGUCAAUACUUCACCGCACCAUCUCUGUCCUUUGACGCGGCUUUAAAAACUACAUCUAUCGAGCUGAAAUUAUUGACAGAUCUAGACAUGAUACAUUUCUUUAAACACGGGAUUCGCGGCGGUGUCAGUCAAUGUAGUGUUAGAAAAGCUAUCGCGAAUAACAAAUUUAUGUCUAUAUACGACGCUUCCAAACCUACUUCCUACAUUAUGUACUUGGAUGCUACCAAUUUAUAUGGUGCAGCCAUGUCGCAAUAUCUACCAACAGGUAACUUUACGUGGCUAACAGAAGAAGAAAUUUCAAACUUAAAUUUUAUGAAUAUCGAUAAAAAUUCUAAUAUAGGUUAUGUUUUUGAAGUCGAUUUAGAGUAUCCGGAGCAUUUACAUGAUUUACACAACGAAUUACCCUUUUGCCCAGAGUCCGUUCAACCAGAGGGAUCUAAAGUUUCAAAAUUAAUCCCCAAUUUUAAUUCUAAAGUUAGAUAUGUAAUUCAUUAUCAAAAUUUACAACAAGCGUUGAACCAUGGUCUGAAACUUGCCAAAAUUCAUCGCAUUUUAUCAUUUAAUCAAUCUCCCUGGUUGAAAACCUACAUUGAUCUAAAUACAGCAAAGCGUAAUAACGCUGAAAAUAAGUUUGAAAAAGAUUUUUUCAAACUUAUGAAUAACGCUGUAUUUGGAAAGACAAUGGAGAACGUGGAGAAACGGGUAAAUAUUAAGUUAGUUACCCACUGGGAAAAUAUUGGUAGAAAGCUAGGGGCAGAAGCGUACAUUUCCAAACCGCAUUUUAAAGACUUGACGAUUUUUAGCGAGAAUUUAGUCGCAAUACAUAUGGCUAAACAGAAAAUCGUAUAUAAUAAACCUAUUUACGUAGGUUUUUCAAUUUUGGAAAUUUCCAAAACUAUUAUGUAUGAUUUUUUGUAUAGUUAUAUUAAACCAAAGUACGGUAAUAAAGCCUCACUGCUCUACACUGACACCGAUUCUCUAAUUUUACAAAUUCAAACCGACAAUUUUUAUGAUGACAUGCGCGAAAAUUUGGAUAGAUUCGAUACGUCAAAUUACUCGCAAAACAAUCCACACGAUAUUCCUGUAAAUUCGUCUGUGUUGGGCCGUAUGAAGGAUGAAUAUGCAGGAAAAAUUUUGUGGGAGUUUUAUGGAACUGGGGCUAAAGCAUAUUGUGUAAAUGUGGACAGAAAGUUAACGAAAAAGGCCAAAGUAUGUGCCUGA